CAGUUCUCUGACUGAGACGCAUCACCUGUACUGAGAUAUAUUAAACAUAGCUAAAAGGAUUACAUCGCUUACAAUGGACUUUGACAAGACAGGCAACUUACGGUUUCUGAUCUCCUGCAUCCUCUUUAUAAUGUUACCUCAGUGGACCCCAGUAACAGGCUGGUCCUACCAUCACUCUAACGGCACCAUGGACUGGAAUACUGCUCGUCAGUGGUGUAGGGACCGCUUCACGGACAUGGUGGCCAUCCAGAACCACGGUGAAAUCAACCACCUCAACAGCAUCCUUCCCCGAGUGAGCGGAUACUACUGGAUCAGCAUUCGCAAGAUCAACAACAGCUGGACCUGGGUGGGCACUAACAAGACAGCAAAUUUUGAGAACUGGGCGGAGAAUGAGCCUAAUAACAACAUGAAAGAUGAGGACUGUGUGGAGAUCUACAUAAAGAGGGGAAAGGAUGACGGCAAAUGGAACGAUGAGUCCUGCACAAAGCAGAAGACUGCACUUUGCUACACUGCAUCCUGCAAGAAAGACUCCUGCAGCUACCACGGAGAAUGUGUGGAGACAAUCAACAACCACACGUGUGAAUGCUUUGAGGGCUUCCAUGGAAAAGAGUGCGAGCACGUUGUAAAAUGCAAAGCGGAGGAAAUAUCUGCUCCUGACCAUGGCAGCGUCCACUGCGUUCCCCCUAAUGGUAAUUUCUCGUAUGAGUCUCGGUGCGAGUACUCCUGCGAUGAGGGCUACCAGGCUGUCGGCCCACAAACAACACGGUGUGCAGCCUCAGCAGCUUGGUCAACCAAACCACCAACCUGUGAACUCAUAUCAUGCCCUCAAAUGAAUAGACCAUUCAUAAAAAGAAGCUCAGACAACAGCACAGUCAACUCAACCUGUUACUUCAGCUGUGAUGCAGGCUAUGGGCUUCAAGAGGUAGCAAGCACCAAUUGUACAAACACAGGAGAAUGGAACACAGCCAUCCCAAACUGCACAGCAUCCUGCAAGAAAGACUCCUGCAGCUACCAUGGAGAAUGUGUGGAGACCAUCAACAACCACACGUGUGAAUGCUUUCAGGGCUUCUAUGGAAAAGAGUGCGAGCACGUUGUAAAAUGCAAAGCGGAGGAAAUAUCUGCUCCUGACCAUGGCAGCGUCCACUGCGUCCCCCCUAAUGGUAAUUUCUCGUAUGAGUCUCGGUGCGAGUACUCCUGCGAUGAGGGCUACCAGGCUGUCGGCCCACAAACAACACGGUGUGAAGCCUCAGCAGCUUGGUCAACCAAACCACCAACCUGUGAAC
Molecule: messenger RNA, 1283 nt
Organism: Colossoma macropomum (tambaqui)
Lineage: Eukaryota; Metazoa; Chordata; Actinopteri; Characiformes; Serrasalmidae
Product: L-selectin-like
Exons: 9
Biological process (GO): cell adhesion; negative regulation of complement activation, classical pathway
Cellular component (GO): membrane
Source: RefSeq, a predicted model, not a curated record